AAUUACUUCGCAAUGUACAUGUCAAAAAAGUAGAUUCAGAUGUUGUCUGCGCUUUUCUGUCUACUGAGAUUAAUCGCUACACAUAAUACAAAGUACGAUACUGGUAGGCAUGGCCACUAGACCGGCAACUAGACACCAGUCGCCAUAUCAAUAGGGCCAUAAGUUUUAUGACAUUUUCGCCAUAAUAUUUGGGUCACGAAAGUUCCACAUAGAGGUAUGUAAAAUAAUUUCAGAAUCUUUUACGUAUCGGUACAUUUAGAAACAUUGAGCAAAACUAUAACGUUAAGUUAUAUGCAUAAAUUUAGUAAAAGAAGGCUUUAUUUCACAGAAUCGGAGGAUUUCAUGCUAUGUACUAUAUACAUUUUUUGGAGCCAACAAAUAAUCUAAAGCGCAAGCCCAAAGAUAGGGUAAGUUUUAAACCUAAGGCUUCAAUGAAGAACUAACUUUCGCCCCUAACUGAAGAUUUUUACACGAUGAAUGCGAUUGAUUGAUCUUACUGGGGUGGUGGAGUUAGUGUUGUGUUGCUAAUCGUAACUCUUUUGUGCCGUGGAGGCGGUUCGGUUUGUGCAGCAUGGGGCCACGAAUGACGCGGUCCACUGCGGAUGAGCCCUUAGACCUGAGCAAGUGCUGAGAUGACUCCACCUUCACCCCUAACUGAAAAUAUUUACACGAUGAAUGCGAUUUAUUGGUCUUUAAUUUAAUUUAAUCUUUUUCCCUGUUUAUAAAUUGCCUAAUUGAAAUAUAAUUUCUGUUUCUAGGUUCGCUCAUUGCAUCAGGUGUGUUUCACGAUCUUAAUUAUCACAUAAAAUGUUCGCUCAUUGCAUCACGCGUGUUCUACGAUCUAAAUUAUCAUUUAAAAUGUUCGCUCAUUGCAUCACGCGUGUUCCACAGUCUAAAUUAUCAUUUAAAAUGUUUUCUCGUUGCAUCAGGUGUGCCCACGAUCUAAAUUAUCACUUAAAAUGUUCGCUCAUUGCGUCAGGCGUGUUCCACGAUAAAAAUUAUCACAUAAAAUGUUCGCUCAUUGCAUCACGCGUGUUCCACGGUCAAAAUUAUCAUUUAAAAUGUUCGCUCAUUGCAUCACGCGUGUUGCACGAUCUAAAUUAUCAUUUAAAAUGAAGACAAUGACAAUGUUCAGUAAGAAGCCGCUAAGUUCAUCGGAUUGGUG
This is a messenger RNA of Rhagoletis zephyria (snowberry fruit fly), 1165 nucleotides long. RefSeq lists its product as uncharacterized. The record is from RefSeq and is a predicted model, not a curated record. NCBI's taxonomy places the organism in Eukaryota, Metazoa, Arthropoda, Insecta, Diptera, Tephritidae.